This is a messenger RNA of Aspergillus pseudonomiae, 1215 nucleotides long. Its product is annotated as agmatine deiminase family protein. Gene Ontology annotation, biological process: putrescine biosynthetic process. Gene Ontology annotation, molecular function: agmatine deiminase activity; protein-arginine deiminase activity. The record is from RefSeq and is a predicted model, not a curated record. NCBI's taxonomy places the organism in Eukaryota, Fungi, Ascomycota, Eurotiomycetes, Eurotiales, Aspergillaceae. Bases 1 to 1215 code for a protein of 404 amino acids. The transcript has a single exon.
AUGGGUGGCUACCUGAGCACCAACCGGACAGCGUCGUCCACUACUAACAACGAACAACACAAACCGCGCAAGAACGACGCUCCCCUCGAAACGGGCCGUUUCACCUUCCCCCCAGAAUGGCACCCACAUCUUGCAACCAUGAUGGGCUUCCCUUCCAGAGCCUCCUGUCUAGAAUUCUUGUGGGAGAAGAACUGCGAGGAGAUCGUUGACCUUGCCGCGGCAAUUGCAGAGUUUGAGCCGGUGCGACUGUAUACUCGCCCUGAAGAUAUUGAAUAUGCCCAAGAUCUCAUCAACAGGAAAGUACGCAUCCCAUCAAAGGUGCACGUUAUUCCCAUCCCAAUCAACCACUGCUGGAUUCGCGAUACAGGCCCAGUCUAUGUCCACGAUGCCACGGGAGACCUAGACGCACGGCAGCGGCUAGCUAUUGACUUCAAGUUCAAUGAAUGGGGGAAUAAGAACGGGUGGGAGGGGACACAUGGUCACUACCGCUAUGGCAACCCCUCGAUGACCAAGAAGGAAUUGCAGGAGAAUGCUGAUUUCGCACUCAAUGUGAUAUCUUCUGAUCAAUUACCAUCACCUGCGCAGCGAGUUGUGCCCAAGAUCCGAACUGAGGGCGGGGGCUUGGUCGUUGAUGGAGACGGCACGCUCAUCGUCGCGGAAAGCUACAUGAUCUGUGAGCAGCGGAACCCGGGGCAAAGUCGGGAUGAGAUUGAACAGGAAUUGCGACGCCUCCUGGGGGUUGAGAAAGUGAUCUGGGUCCCUGGGCGCAAGAAUCUCGACAUUACCGACUGUCAUUUAGACGCCGAGGUGCGGUUCGUACAACCGGGAGUAGUGGUCCUGACGCGUCAUAGCCCUGACGCAGUGGAUGGACCAGAAUGGAUGAAAUGCGGGCAGGAGAUCUUGCAGACGUUGCGGAACGAGACUGAUGCCAAAGGUCGUCAGUUCGAAAUUCAUUUCAUCGACGAGCCAGACCCGAAAAGUCUUGGGAUCUCGCCGCAGGAUGAGUUUGUCUCGUCGUAUCUCAAUAGCUACUUCUGCAAUGGUGGGCUUAUCAUCCCCGCGUUUGGAUCGGAGGUUCACGAUCGGAAAGCUCUAGAGACCUGGCAGUCUCUCCUGCCAGACCGUAAAGUGCGACAAGUUCCUCUUCGUACGAUCCCACUUAGUGGAGGUGUUAUCCACUGCGUUACCCAGCAGGUGCCUGCGCCACGAGCGUAA